UAAUCAUUUUCAAAGUAUAAAGAAUUACAUUCUUAGCAGUCUUUUCUUCUUAGAGCUAUCCGUAAAGUGAAUAUGUUGGUACUUUGAUUUUUGUCUGGUUGGUUGUUUUGAGAUUUCCCUAGGAUAAAAAUCUAGUAAAUAGAAUUACUAGGUCAAAAUAUAUGAGUAUUUUUAUUACCAAAAUGCUUUUCUAAAGAGUCGUAAUAAUUUAUGCUGCUUUUGCUGCUUUUGUUACUGUUUGUACCAGCUUUAGCCUAAUAACCUCAUCAGAUGAGAUAUUAUCUCUUAGUUUUGUGGAAAAGUUUAAUUUCUAUAAAUUUGUGUCCCCAUUUUUGCCAGCAUGUGUUUGAUCAUGGUUGCAGGUGGGUGUUUUUAUAGCUUGCAUGGCUAAUAUGGGGCAGCUUGAACCCUCAGAGAGCAGACUUGUUGGAUCUGCGGCAUUCUGGUGGACUUCCUAUCCUCUACACCACUGACUCUUCAAAUUCUGGCUGAGUUGGUUCCUUAAGCUGGUCUGUGGGCUCCCAAGCCAGGGAGCAAGCCAGCACCAUCAGCACAUCAUCUUCUUCUAAAGGCCUAGUUGUACUGAGACGCCUGUUAGUCACUGAGAGGGAUCUAGGCUCUGCCAGUCUGCAAACUGGACAUAGAAUUUGAAAUAUCAAAUCAAGUCACUGGGCAAAUCUUUGUGUCUGAUCUACUUAGGAAGAUCCCAUGUUUGCACACACAUAAAGCAAAUAACAUAGAUAUUCCACGUGUGACCUGUCAACUCCAGUCUAGCAAAUUUCAAGAGUCCUUUCUAAAAUGCUUCUCCAUCUGUGAGCGUCUUGCUGCUGUUGCCAGAAGGACAGACUGGAUUCUAGGGGGCAUUCCAUACCACACCUCUCUGUUUACUAUGAAUUCUUUUCUUGUUUAACUUGUCUGAGCCUCAGUUUACAGAAAGGCGCACUGAUACUUCUUAGAGCAUGGUGAAGAUGAAAUCCAUUAACAUUUAUGUAAAGCACUGGGUACAGUGUGUGACUUGUGUCAGACAUGCAGUAAAUAGGCAGUAACCGUAGUUAGUAUAGAUCUGAUACAAAUGUUUGUCAGGAUUUUUGAAAACCUGGAUUUGGGUGCUUCUUGUUCAAUUUGUGGUACAGUGAAAGAAACGAACAUGGGCGUUAGAACCAAAAGAAUUUGAGUUUUAGAGUAUCAGCUCCAGUUUAUCCUAGAAGAGUGAUUUUUGGCAGAUUACAUAAUUUAGCUAGUUUUAUUUUCCUUGUCCAUAAGUUGAAAUAUAUGUAAAACCACACAGUGCCUAACAUGUAGAGUAAAUAGUAAUUAUUAUGGCAUCAAUAGCACAUACCUUAGAUAGUGGUUAAAGGCAAAUUUACUAAGUUUUGUUUUUACUGAGUGGAGAAAAGCCAACGAAUUCUCUGCUCUAAGGAAGACUUGUGGAGAAGAUCACAUUUCAGGAGCUCUUGAGAUUAUGAGAGCUGGGUGACCUGACAUGGUAGGAGGAUUUGUGGCCCUAGGGGUGCGUCAGAGAAGGCUUCACGGUGAGGGGGGUGGUGGCACAGGGGCUGAGCAGGUUUGCUGGAGAGGGCGGAGAGGAGCAGAAAGUGGCUUGGGAACGGCCAGAGGGCUUCAAGGCAGGUGGAGAGGGCAGCACUGUCCAAGUCACAGGUGAAGAAAAGCUGUCCCAGGUGGUUAGUGCUAGGAAGAGACCUUCUGCAGGUGCUGCUCUGGUCCAAGAGAGAUGACAAUGGCACUGGCAUGGCUGGAGGGGUAAAGGGCAGAUACGCCUCCACAGAAGGUGGAGAAGUAGCAGGAUUAGGUUCCAUCAAUGCAAAGAGGAGAGGAGGAGGUGAGUGUGGGGUUGUUCUGAAGCUAAAAAACUUGGACUGUCUGAGAGAUGAUCAUGGUUUUCCUUGAGAAUGGGAAGUGGGUGAGUUGAAGAAAGGACAGUUUUGUCAUUGAAAAUGAGUUGGUGACUGCCUAAGAAUAAAUAUAUUUUGUCAUCUUUAUAGAAAUUAUUCCAGGCACAUGUGACACUGCUCCAAGUCUUUAUAUGCAGAAGUGACCGUUUCGUCUCCCCACUACCACCUACGGAGGGCUACAGACCUUGUCUUCUGUCUCUGCUGGUCAUUGAAACCAUUGCGGAGGGCUGUUGGCCUGCUGCUGUGCUGCUGAACAGUAUGCAGUCCUUUCGGGAGCAAAGCAGUUACCACGGAAACCAGCAGAGCUACCCACAGGAGGUACACAGCUCAUCCCGGAUAGAAGAGUUCAGCCCUCGUCAGGCCCAGAUGUUCCAGAAUUUUGGGGGUGCAGGUGGUGGUAGUGGUGGCAGUGGUGGCAGCAGUGGUGGUGGACGGCGAGGAGCAGCAGCUGCUGCAGCAGCCAUGGCUAGUGAAACCUCUGGCCAUCAGGGCUACCAGGGUUUUAGGAAGGAGGCUGGAGACUUCUACUACAUGGCAGGCAACAAAGACCCCGUGGCAACAGGAACCCCGCAGCCUCCUCAGCGAAGGCCUUCUGGGCCUGUGCAGAGCUAUGGACCCCCCCAGGGGAGCAGCUUUGGCAAUCAGUAUGGGAGUGAGGGUCACGUGGGCCAGUUUCAAGCACAGCACUCUGCCCUUGGUGGUGUGUCUCAUUAUCAGCAGGAUUACACGGGGCCUUUCUCUCCAGGGAGUGCUCAGUACCAACAGCAGGCCUCCAGCCAACAGCAGCAGCAGCAAGUACAGCAGUUGAGACAACAGCUUUACCAGUCCCAUCAGCCUCUGCCACAAGCCACUGGCCAGCCAGCAUCCGGCUCUUCCCAUCUGCAACCAAUGCAGCGGCCCUCGACUCUACCAUCCUCUGCUACUGGUUACCAGUUAAGAGUAGGUCAGUUUGGCCAACACUACCAGUCUUCUGCCGCCUCCUCUUCCUCCUCCUCCUUCCCUUCACCACAGCGUUUCAGCCAGUCUGGGCAGAGCUAUGAUGGCAGUUACAGUGUGAAUGCUGGAUCCCAGUAUGAAGGACAUAAUGUGGGUUCUAAUGCACAGGCUUAUGGAACACAGUCAAAUUAUAGCUAUCAGCCUCAAUCCUUGAAAAAUUUUGAACAAGCAAAGAUUCCACAAGGGACCCAGCAGGGGCAGCAGCAGCAGCAGCAACAACAACAGCAACAACAACAACAACAACAACAACAGCAACAGCAGCAGCAGCAACAACAACAGCAGCAGCAGCAGCAGCAGCAGCAGCAGCAGCACCCUCCUCAGCAUGUGAUGCAGUACAGCAACACUGCCACCAAACUGCCCCUGCAAAGCCAGGUGGGGCAGUACAGCCAGCCCGAGGUUCCUGUGAGGUCCCCCAUGCAGUUUCACCAGAACUUCAGCCCCAUUUCUAACCCUUCCCCAGCUGCCUCUGUGGUUCAGUCUCCAAGCUGUAGCUCUACCCCAUCUCCUCUUAUGCAGAGUGGGGAGAAUCUCCAGUGUGGGCAAGGCAAUGUGCCCGUGGGUUCCAGAAACAGAAUUUUACAGUUAAUGCCUCAACUCAGCCCAACGCCAUCAAUGAUGCCCAGUCCUAAUUCUCAUGCUGCAGGCUUCAAAGGGUUUGGACUAGAAGGAGUGCCAGAAAAGCGACUGACAGAUCCUGGGUUGAGUAGUUUGAGUGCCCUGAGUACUCAAGUGGCCAAUCUUCCUAAUACUGUCCAGCACAUGCUACUUUCUGAUGCCCUGACACCUCAGAAGAAGACCUCUAAGAGGCCCUCCUCAUCCUCUAAGAAAGCAGACAGCUGCACAAACUCCGAAGGCUCCUCACAGCCUGAAGAACAGCUGAAGUCCCCCAUGGCAGAGUCACUGGAUGGAGGCUGCUCCAGCAGUUCUGAAGACCAAGGCGAGAGAGUGAGGCAGCUAAGUGGCCAGAGCACCAGCUCUGACACCACCUACAAGGGUGGAGCCUCCGAGAAAGCUGGCUCCUCACCAGCACAAGGCGCUCAGAAUGAAGCCCCCAGACUCAGUGCCAGUCCUGCAGCCAGAGAAGAGGCUGCCUCGCCUGGUGCUAAGGAUGCAUCAUUGUCAUCUGAGGGCAACCCAAAAGUCAAUGAGAAGACAGUUGGGGUGAUUGUCUCCCGGGAAGCCAUGACAAGUCGAGUAGAAAAGCCCAGUGGACAAGAUAAAGGCUCCCAGGAGGAUGAUCCUACAGCCACUCAAAGGCCACCCAGCACUGGCGGAGCAAAGGAAACCAGUCACACAUCACUUCCCCAGCCAGACCCUCCGGGAGGAGGGAGCAAAGGAAACAAGAAUGGAGAUAACUCCAACCACAAUGGAGAUGGCAAUGGCCAGAGCGGGCACUCCGCAGUGGGCCCUGGUUUUAUAGGCAGAACUGAGCCUAGCAAAUCUCCUGGAAGCCUACGCUAUAGUUACAAAGAUAGUUUUGGGUCAGCCAUGCCAAGAAAUGUCAGUGGCUUUCCUCAGUACCCUACAGGACAAGAUAAGGGGGAUUUCAGUGGCCACGGGGAGCGAAAGGGUAGAAAUGAGAAGUUCCCCAGCCUCCUGCAGGAAGUGCUUCAGGGUUACCACCACCACCCUGACAGGAGAUACUCUAGGAGUGCUCAGGAGCAUCAGGGCAUGGCGGGGAGCCUAGAAGGAGCCACGAGGCCUAAUGUCUUAGUUAGUCAAACCAAUGAAUUAGCUAGCAGGGGCCUUUUGAACAAAAGCAUUGGGUCCCUAUUAGAAAACCCCCACUGGGGCCCUUGGGAAAGGAAAUCAAGCAACACGGCUCCUGAAAUGAAACAGAUCAAUUUGGCUGACUAUCCAAUUCCCAGAAAGUUUGAAAUAGAGCCUCAGUCAUCAGCCCAUGAGCCCGGGGGUUCCCUCUCUGAAAGAAGAUCAGUGAUCUGUGAUAUUUCUCCACUAAGACAGAUUGUCAGGGACCCGGCAGCUCACUCAUUGGGACACAUGGGCACUGAUACCAGACUUGGGAGGAAUGAACGUCUCAAUCCAAGUUUAAGUCAGUCGGUCAUUCUUCCAGGUGGGUUGGUGUCCAUGGAAACAAAGCUGAAAUCCCAGAGUGGGCAGAUAAAAGAAGAAGACUUUGAACAAUCCAAAUCCCAAGCUAGUUUCAACAACAAGAAAUCUGGAGACCACUGCCAUACGAGCAUCAAGCAUGAGUCUUACCGGGGCAAUGCCAGCCCUGGAGCAGCAGCCCAUGACUCCAUCUCAGACUAUGGCCCACAAGACAGCAGACCCACACCAAUGCGGCGGGUCCCCGGCAGAGUUGGUGGUCGGGAGGGCAUGAGGGGUCGGUCCCCUUCUCAGUAUCAUGAUUUUUCAGAAAAAUUGAAGAUGUCUCCUGGGAGGAGCAGAGGCCCAGGGGGAGACCCUCAUCACAUGAACCCCCACAUGACCUUUUCAGAGAGGGCCAACAGGAGUUCUUUACACGCUCCCUUUUCUCCCAACUCAGAAAGCCUGGCCUCUGCUUAUCACACAAACACUCGUGCUCAUGCUUAUGGAGACCCCAGUGCAGGUUUGAAUUCUCAGCUCCAUUAUAAGAGACAGAUGUACCAACAGCAGCAAGAGGAAUAUAAAGACUGGGGCAGCAGCUCUGCUCAGGGAGUAAUCGCUGCGGCACAGCACAGGCAGGAGGGGCCGAGGAAGAGCCCGAGGCAGCAGCAGUUUCUUGACAGAGUCCGGAGCCCUCUAAAAAAUGACAAAGACGGUAUGAUGUAUGGCCCACCCAUGGGGACGUACCAUGACCCCAGUGGUCAGGAAGGUGGGCGCUGCCUCAUGUCUAGUGAUGGUCUGUCUAACAAAGGCAUUGAGUUGAAGCAUGGCUCCCAGAAGUUACAGCAAGAAUCUUGUUGGGAUCUUUCUCGGCAAACUUCUCCAGCCAAAAGCAGUGGUCCUCCAGGAAUGUCCAGUCAAAAAAGGUAUGGACCACCCCUGGAGACUGAUGGACAUGGACUAGCUGAGUCUACACAGUCAUCCAAACCUAGUAACGUUAUGCUAAGGCUUCCAGGUCAAGAGGAUCAUUCUUCUCAAAACCCCUUAAUCAUGAGAAGGCGUGUCCGUUCUUUUAUCUCUCCCAUCCCCAGUAAGAGACACUCACAAGAUGUGAAGAACAGUAACCCUGAAGAUAAAGGGCGCCUCCUUCACCCCUCAAAAGAAGGCGCUGAUAAAGCAUUCAACUCCUAUGCCCAUCUUUCUCACAGUCAGGAUAUCAAGUCUCUCCCCAAGAGGGAGUCCUCCAAGGACCUUCCAAGUCCCGACAGUAGGAACUGCCCUGCUGUCACUCUCACAAGUCCUGCUAAGACCAAAAUACUGCCCCCACGGAAAGGACGGGGAUUGAAACUGGAAGCUAUAGUUCAGAAGAUCACGUCCCCGAACAUCAGGAGGAGUGCAUCCUCAAACAGCGCGGAGGCUGGGGGAGACACGGUGACUCUCGAUGACAUACUGUCUUUGAAGAGUGGCCCUCCCGAAGGUGGAGGUGGUACUGUUCAGGAUGCUGAGAUGGAGAAGAGAAAAGGUGAGGUUGUAUCUGACCUGGUCUGUCCGAAAAACCAGGAGUUGAACGUGGAAAAGCCUCUUGCAAGGUCUUCAGAGGAGUGGCGUGGUAGUGGGGACGACAAAGUGAAGACCGAGACACACCCCGAUGCAAUCACGGGUGGAAAGGAAUCCUCUGGUGCCAUGACAUCGGCAACCUCACAGAAGCCUGGAAGUAACCAAGGGAGACCAGAUGGCUCCCUGGGUGGGGCAGCACCUUUAAUCUUUCCUGACUCAAAGAAUGUACCUCCAGCGGGCGUAUUGGUCUCUGAGGCAAAGGCAAACCCCAAGGCUGAAGAGAAGGAGAACGAUACAGUGACGAUUUCCCCCAAACAAGAGGGUUUCCCCCCGAAGGGAUAUUUUCCAUCAGGAAAGAAGAAGGGGAGACCCAUUGGUAGUGUGAAUAAGCAAAAGAAACAACAGCAGCCACCGCCUCCACCCCCUCAGCCCCCUCAGAUACCAGAAGGUUCCGCAGAUGGAGAGCCCAAGCCAAAAAAGCAGAGGCAAAGAAGAGAGAGAAGGAAGCCUGGGGCACAGCCAAGGAAGCGGAAAACCAAACAAGCAGUUCCCAUUGUAGAACCCCAAGAACCUGAGAUCAAGCUAAAGUACGCCACCCAGCCACUGGAUAAAACUGAUGCCAAGAACAAGUCUUUUUUCCCUUACAUCCAUGUAGUAAACAAGUGUGAACUUGGAGCCGUUUGUACAAUCAUCAAUGCAGAAGAAGAAGAACAGACCAAAUUGGUGAGGGGUCGGAAGGGUCCGAGGUCUCUGACCCCUCCACCCAGCAGCACUGAAAGCAAGGUGCUCCCAGCUUCGUCCUUUAUGCUGCAGGGACCUGUUGUGACAGAGUCUUCUGUUAUGGGGCACCUGGUUUGCUGUCUGUGUGGCAAAUGGGCCAGUUACCGGAACAUGGGCGACCUUUUUGGACCCUUUUAUCCCCAAGAUUAUGCAGCCACUCUCCCGAAGAAUCCGCCUCCUAAGAGAGCCAUGGAAAUGCAGAGCAAAGUGAAGGUACGGCACAAAAGCGCUUCGAAUGGCUCCAAGACGGACACUGAGGAGGAGGAAGAGCAGCAGCAGCAGCAGAAGGAGCAGAGGAGCCUGGCCGCCCACCCCAGGUUUAAGCGGCGACACCGCUCUGAAGACUGUGGAGGAGGCCCUCGAUCCCUGUCCAGGGGGCUCCCUUGUAAAAAAGCAACCACCGAGGGCAGCAGCGAAAAGACAGUUUUGGACUCAAAGCCCUCCGUGCCCACCACUUCAGAAGGCGGCCCUGAGCUGGAGUUACAAAUCCCUGAACUACCUCUUGACAGCAAUGAAUUUUGGGUCCACGAGGGUUGUAUUCUCUGGGCCAAUGGAAUCUACCUGGUCUGUGGCAGGCUCUAUGGCCUGCAGGAAGCGCUGGAAAUAGCCAGAGAGAUGAAAUGUUCCCACUGCCAGGAGGCAGGCGCCACCUUGGGCUGCUACAACAAAGGCUGCUCCUUCCGCUACCAUUACCCGUGUGCCAUCGACGCAGAUUGUUUGCUGCAUGAGGAGAACUUCUCGGUGAGGUGCCCCAAGCACAAGCCUCCCCUCCCAUGCCCUCUCCCCCCCUUGCAGAACAAGACAGCGAAAGGCAGCCUCAGCACAGAACAGUCGGAGCGGGGGUGAGGGGGCAGUGUGCUCGUGGGAAUGGAAAGGACAGCAAGCACAGGUGAGACUGUGGAGAUGAGAAGGUGGUGGACACUCAUGAUGGAAUGGAAAUCGUCCUACUGUGCAGCCACACCCCACCCCACCCAGCCCUACCCCGACGUGCCUGCCCAUGCCAGCACUUCCUCCUAAGUUCUUACAUCACACUCAAACUGGUGACACCACAGGAAAGAAAGACCCAAGAAGUUGGAAUGGCUGUUUCCAUGGACACAAUCUCCAUAGUGACAAUGUGGGGGGAGGGGGGAGGGGUGGGAUGAUGGGAAAGGGUGGGGGGAAUUAAAAGGGAGGGAUAAAAAUAUAUAUAUAUAAAUCUAUUUUUAGUCUGGAAAGACUUUGUUUAAAUGAAAGGUGCGCUAUCCCUUUUGAUUCUAUUUUAAAAUUAUCUAGUUAAAGAACUCCAAAUUGUUCCAAUAACAGUGAAAUUUAAAUGUGAAAUUGAACUGAAAAAAUUCUCAUCUCAUAAAGGAUGGGGGUGUGGCUUUGAUCUUUAGCUUGUCUCAUACCAAUUCGGAGAAUACUAGACCCAGAAUUGAAAGAGCAGACCAACCACACCAAAACCAUCCUUCUGUCAUUAAUUUGUCUCAAAGUGGGAAGGUUUGGGGCGGGGGAAGUGGGAACAGUCCAUGUUUUCAAGAGUGGGAGAAUGAUGUUUAAACAUAAAAAUAAAUGUUUUCAUUUCCAGAAACACUAUUUAUUUAUUUUUAAAUUUUUUAUCUUUUUUGGGGGGGGUGAAAUUGGCAGAUGCCCCAAGGUCACAGCUGUGUCCUGGGUCACUGUGGCCAGUGAGAACCCCGAAUGCCCCACCUAAGUGCACAAGGCAGGCAGGGUCAAGGGAUGGCCCCCAUCUGGGCACAUUCCAGGCAGCUGUGCAGGAAAUCUAAGGCUAGGAACUGAUGUGGAGGAGGGGCUGUGUUGGGUGUGAUCAGUGUGGGGUAAGCUGACCAGAGACACCCAGUAAACCCUUUUUUCUUUUGCUUUCAUUUUUAUAAAGGAAAAGGGGGCCUGUCAGUUGAGCAGCCCCAUGCUACAUGAUUCUUUAUGUUGUAUUGUUUUGUUUUGUAAAUUGUAUAAUUUUUAAAUAUCUGAGUUUUAAAAAAAGAAGAAAAAAGUACAAAAAAAUAUCUUGUUAAGGCCUUAAGAAGGGGUUAGUGCAUCUUUCAGGGGUCACUCUGCCGUGGGGAUAAAAUAGCUGUUUCACAGAACAGUUUUAUUUAAAAAAAAAAAAAAUCAAAAAAAAUAAACUUCAUUUUAACCUUG
Equus caballus (horse) is the source of this 9434-nucleotide messenger RNA. The record is from RefSeq and is a predicted model, not a curated record. NCBI's taxonomy places the organism in Eukaryota, Metazoa, Chordata, Mammalia, Perissodactyla, Equidae.